Molecule: messenger RNA, 4123 nt
Organism: Nannospalax galili (Upper Galilee mountains blind mole rat)
Lineage: Eukaryota; Metazoa; Chordata; Mammalia; Rodentia; Spalacidae
Gene: Igfals
Product: insulin like growth factor binding protein acid labile subunit
Exons: 3
Coding region: 568-2382 (604 amino acids)
Cellular component (GO): extracellular matrix
Molecular function (GO): protein binding
Source: RefSeq, a predicted model, not a curated record
GCCACAGGGUUCAGAACGUUGAUGUGGUUCUAACCAAGCUGUUGAAAGCCUUGUAGGGCGUCCAAACCACAUGAAACUGGACUUGGGAUAGACAGGAAGUGAUCCAGACCCAAAGUGAAACAGCAGGGACACUGACCCCUUUCCCAGUCUACCUGGAGACUCACUCCUACCUGGCCCCUGUUCUCAACAGAGGCUGAGGCUGGCCACUGGCCCCGAAGCCCUGCUGAAGCCGCACUUUUGCUGUGUAAACUGCUCUGUGGCUCUGGGCGGGGCCUUUCUCCUUGCCGAUCUAUAAUUUCUCAGAAGAGAGGUUGAGGAUUGUCCUGGAAAAUGUCCUGGAGACGAGGUAGCAUGGUGGAAGUUACUGUCCUACUGCCCAAUCCAGACCAGACUUGUCUACUACUCCUGCCUGCUCAGAGGGGACUUGCUGACGACACUGGCCACCCAGCACAAGAGGGUUAACGGAGCUGGAGUGUGGGGCAGGGCCAGCCUACGGCAGUGGGGCAGCAGCACAGCACUGCAACAGCCCUUGCUCAUUGCCUGCUUGUAGCCCGCUCUGCACAAGGCAUGAUGGCCCUGAGGACAGGAGGCCCAGCCCUGGUGGUACUUCUGGCUUCCUGGGUGGCACUGGGCCCUUGUGGCCUGCAGGGAACAAAGACCGGAGCAGCAGCAGAUUCUGAGGGCCCCCCAUGUCCAGUCAUCUGUACCUGCAGUUAUGAUGAUUACACGGAUGAGCUCAGCGUCUUCUGUGGUGCGAGGAACCUCACACAGCUGCCUGAUGGCAUCCCAGUUGGCACCAGGGCCCUGUGGCUUGAUGGCAACAACCUCUCCUUGAUUCCCUCAGCGGCCUUCCAAAAUCUGUCUAGCCUGGACUUCCUCAACUUGCAGGGCAGCUGGUUGAGCAGCUUGGAGCCAGAGGCGCUUCUGGGCCUAAAGAACCUAUACCAUUUGCAUCUGGAGCGGAACCAACUCCGGAGCCUGGCACCCAGCUUGUUCACACACACCCCUGGCCUUGCCUCGCUCAGCCUGGGCAACAACCAGCUGGGCCGGCUGGAGGAGGGCCUGUUCCGGGGCCUCACCCACCUCUGGGACCUCAACCUGGGCUGGAACAGCCUGGUGGUACUGCCUGACACUGUAUUCCAGGGCCUAGGCAACCUCCAUGAGCUGGUGCUGGCUGGCAACAAGUUGGUCUACCUGCAGCCAGCACUCUUCUGUGGCUUGGGAGAGCUGCAGGAGCUGGAUCUGAGCAGGAAUGCACUACGCAGCAUCAAAACCAAUGUGUUUGUGCACUUGCCCCGGCUACAGAAGCUGUACCUGGACCGCAACCUUAUCACAGCUGUGGCCCCUGGUGCCUUCCUCGGCAUGAAGGCACUGCGUUGGCUGGACCUGUCCCACAACCGAGUGGCUGGCCUCCUGGAAGACACCUUCCCCGGUCUAUUGGGCCUGCAUGUCCUGCGCCUGGCACACAAUGCCAUUGCCAGCUUGCGGCCACGUACCUUCAAAGACCUACAUUUCCUGGAGGAGCUGCAGCUUGGCCACAACCGUAUCCGGCAGCUAGCUGAGAAGACAUUUGAGGGCCUGGGGCAGCUGGAGGUGCUGACGCUCAAUGAUAACCAGAUCCAGGAGGUCAAGGUGGGUGCCUUCUUUGGCCUCUUCAAUGUGGCUGUCAUGAACCUCUCUGGCAACUGCCUGCGAAGCCUCCCAGAACAGGUGUUCCAGGGCUUGGGCAAACUGCACAGCCUGCACCUGGAGCACAGCUGUCUGGGCCACAUCCGCCUGCAUACCUUUGCUGGCCUAACAGGGUUGCGCAGGCUCUUCCUCAGGGGCAACAGCAUCUCUAGCAUUGAGGAGCAGAGUCUGGCAGGAUUCCCAGAGCUCCUAGAGCUCGAUCUUACCACCAACCAGCUCACACAUUUGCACCCCAGGCUUUUCCAGGGUCUUGGUCAGCUGGAGUACCUGCUCCUCUCCCACAACCGGCUGUCAGUGCUGUCUGCAGAUGUCCUGGGCCCCCUGCAGAGGGCCUUUUGGCUGGACAUCUCCCACAACUGCCUGGAGGCACUGCCUGAAGGCCUCUUCUCACCACUGGGACAGUUGCGCUACCUCAACCUCAAGAAUAACUCCUUGCAGACCUUCUUGCCGCAGUCUAGCCUAGAACGCCUGUGGCUUGAUGGCAACCCCUGGGACUGCCGUUGUCACCUGAAGGUACUAAGAGAUUUUGCCCUGCAGAACCCCAGUAUUGUUCCCCGCUUUGUUCAGACUGUCUGUGAGGGGGACGACUGCCAGCCCGUGUAUACCUAUAACAACAUUACCUGUGCUGGCCCUGCCAACAUCGCAGGCCUCGACCUGAGGGACAUCCGUGAAGCCCAUUUUGCACACUGCUAGAUCAGCUAUUGACCUAGUCUGGCCAGGCACUGCCCUGCAGUCAGUCAGGACAGGGCCUUACCACCAGAAUAAGUUGGCUUCCACAGCCUGGGGGGAAAACAACUGGCCAGCUCUAGGGGACAGGUCCUGGACUGUUUACUUCCUGGAUGCUAGGUAGUCCUGGCAGCUACUUGGCUUGAACUAAGAAUGGGUGGGCAUGGGCCAGGUGCCCAAGGGCCUGAGGAGAGCUCAGCAGCUCUCCUUGCUGGCAACAAUUAAAAGCAAGCACUAAGCAUAGAUUUUGACUUUAAAUGUACUUGGGGAGGGUGGUCUGUGGUCUCCCUGUCCUCUUUCCUUGCCCCUUCUAUCCUUUCUUGGUUCUGCUCAAGCCCAGGCCUGUGUCUUGCUGGUGUUGGGAACAUUUGUGACCCCCUAUCCUGGCCCAGAUCCUGCUAUGUCCAUACCUUCUUGGGCUUCUCUGAACCCUUUCCUCCAACCUAAAGAACAGUCUUUCAAAAUGUUGGCAUCUUGUCCCUCCCACUCAGGGCAUCAUAUAGGGACCAGGCAUGGUUUUCACAGGUGGUGUUCUGAUCCCACAUAGCCACUGCACAGGUAUAGAGGUCAUUACUCUCUUGGGCAACACUAGUGUGUGCUGGGGGCAGGAGCACAAUCACAAUUCACUCUGAUGGGAACUGGUGGGAGCUGGGGACACUUGUCACUGCCUUCCCACCUGGCUGCAGGAACCAUCCCCUGUAAGAUCCCCAGGCCCUGAGUUGCCUCUGGAGACCUGAGCUUUGUCCUAGGAAGGAACACUCAUCAGGCUUUCUUUCCUGAUCUUCCAAAAGGGUCCCUCACCUUUGAACUUGCCUCCUCUGGCUUUAGGCUGCCUCAGGCCUUCAGCAGUGUGCCUAGCAGGGCCACGCAUAGGUUUCUGGUAAAACAAAAUACAUCACCCAGCCCCAAGAUAAGACACACAUGCCCAGGGAGUCCUCAGGAGCCUGGAUAAAGAAUCUAAUACUGGCUGAUCUAGUUUUGGAAGGAAAAGCCACCUCACCAUUGAGGACGGAAGUAUCUGGAUGCUGGACUCAUCACAAAGCUGUGUGACACAUUUAAUGGCAGAUUCCUGUAAAGUUACCAGAUGUACCUGUGAACCAUACAGUGCCUCACAAGAUACUUGAUGGCAGAGCACUCAUAGGCUCUCAGGGUUCUGGGGACACAGGGUCACCCAGGAUGCCAAAGUACUGGUGAGCUCAUGCACAGUGUGGCUGUCAGGGCAGCCUGUCCAUUUGGGGCACAGAGGUGACCAGGACUGGACAAAGCCCAUGGGCUGGUGGUAAGGCUGCUAACUUAAGACACAAGGAUCCAAAUCAUCCCCUUAGCCACAUGCUGGCCUGGUGGAGCUGCUGUUGGCAAAUUCUUCUUAAACACUACUAGAAAAUGCUACUAGGGCCCACACAGGGAGAUCUCUGCAUAGAAGCAGCUACUAAGACCAGCCAUUGCCCAGGCUAGCCACUCAGGUCCCAGGACCAGUCCAGUGGACCUCUGUUCCCCAAGUUCUCAUAGGCUGUGACCAGAGCCCAGAGCAGCACCAGGACACAGUUGUGGGGCUGCCUGUCAGGAAAACAGAGCAGGUAUCCCAUUCAAAACUUUCUGGGCUAUGGAGGUGAGUGCAGGGAAUGCAGAACUCUUGGGGAACUCUUGCAUGAAGUCACGGCCCUCCUCCAGGCUCCUGGUAAGCUCAGGGUCCAAGGGAACAGAGCCU